Parathielavia appendiculata is the source of this 3033-nucleotide messenger RNA. RefSeq lists its product as uncharacterized. NCBI's taxonomy places the organism in Eukaryota, Fungi, Ascomycota, Sordariomycetes, Sordariales, Chaetomiaceae. The record is from RefSeq and is a predicted model, not a curated record. The coding region runs from base 131 to 2836 and encodes 901 amino acids. The transcript has 2 exons.
GUCCCUCACUCGCCUUCUUGAUCAGUCAAACAGCCUUCUGUGCUGCCUUUGCGAAACUGCUCCUCCUGGCCGGCUCCUACACCGACCUUUAUUUUCCCCUAGAGAGUAGCCUGGUCCGCCAGCGUUCUACAUGCCUAAGUUUCCGUUCGGCAGGCGGAAGUCGACCGCUGAUAACCUGGAAAAUGCCACGGUAACGGGUCCGUCUUUCCGCGUCCUAGAACGCAACGAAGUUGUUGGGUCGAAGCCAUUCGACGGCGGCGUCAGACAUGCGGCAGCGACCCAUGCCUUCCACAAGACGACGGGGUCGGAUCUAACGGUCGAAGACAACAUAUUUGCUGACCUCAAGUCGAACCGUGGGAGUGGCUCUUCGAAUACAACCAAGACGACCCUGACCGACAACUCGUCUCGCCACAGCAAUGCCUCGACAGCCCCAUCCUCUGCCGAUACUGGAGGUUCGGACGAAUGGCGUAGCGGGCAGAGGAAGCUGCCAGUGGACAUUCCGGUGCCUCCAAUCCCCAAAUCCUCCUCAGGCGGCUUCCUGAAAGCUGCUGGGCGCACGUUUUCAUUUGGUGGGCAAAAGAAGCAACUACCUCCUCCACCAACCAUCCACGAGUCUCCACCGUCGAGUCCCAUUGCCGCCGGGAUGCAAACGCCUGCCCAGGUGCGGCCCAGAGCGACUACCUCCUCGACCUCCACUACGGUGACGCCUCCGAGAGUUGAGGACGACUUCGACUUGGAUCUGGGCGGGGAUUUUGGCAAGAUGUGCCUGGGGAACGACAAGCGAGCCAGUGUGGCGACGGUGAGAAACAACCAGCCGUAUAGCGCCCAGAUGCCGGCACCACGGUCUCUCACAGGGGCCCGGCCGAUUCAGCCGAGCCCGAUCCAUAUUGACAAGACCACCACGGUUGAACCUCCUGCGCACUCAUGGAGCAGCCAGCAUUCUAACGACCAGCUGAUUGGCCCGUCUAGCCCCUCUCUUUCGCCUACUGUCAAAAAUAACGCCGCACCUCUGAUUGCUCGCCACUCGUCGCCUCUCUUGGACAGGCAAAGAUCAGAGAUUUCGCCAGAAGUAGGACCAAGCAGGCCACUGCUUGCCUCGCAAAGGUCCAACUCCGUGGAGGAUGUCGAGGAUGAGGAAGCGAGGCUGCUGAAAGAUUCAUUGUCUACCGUCACCAGAUUCAUACACGGGGCAGACACCUCAAGUUCAUCGUCUGCUGGUAGAUACCGCAGGGACGAGAGCAGCCUGGAAGGAGACAGCGAUAGUCUCUUCGAUUCCAGCCCCGCCUAUUCUUCCAAGUACGGUAGCCGAUAUCCCCCCCGGAAAGCGCAAACCAACACGCCAGGAAGCAACAAGGUUAUGACCCCCGAGGAGUUUGAAAAGUAUCGCCAAGAUAAGGAGCGUCAGGACAGGGAGCGCCGAAUUAUUGGCGCACCUGGUGCCAAGACCGGUGCGGACGAGGACGAAGAGGACAAUUACGAGGACGACGAGGAUGACGCGGAGAAGGCGAAGCAGCAGGCGAAACAGAGGCGAAAGCAAGAGGCCCACAUGGCCGUGUACCGACAACAGAUGAUGAAGAUCACUGGAGAGUCAGCCGGAAGCGCCCCGUCUUUCAGACCGAGUCUGCAAAUGUCGUUUAGCACCCCCAAUUUACCCAACGGAGGUGCCUCGUCGGGCGGGGCUGACACGGCCGAGGACCCGGAGGAAGAUGAGGAAACUCCCUUGGCCUAUCUUGCCGCGGCCGGUUUUCCGAACAAGAAUCGGCCGCCUAACCGCUUGAGCACCAUGGGUUCAAACCCGAACCUGCGGGCUGCGAUGCAGCCGAGCUAUCAGCGGCCCGUGUCGGUGGUGGGAGAUGGGGCGGGAGCAGGAAACCCUCGUCUGCCCGCAUUCGCGAGAAACCUUCCCACGGACCCCUUUUUAGGUGCCGGUCUCGUCCGCAACCCCGUUCGGGAGAGCUUCGCCCUCGGCGGGGGCAGCCCUGCCCCCGGACAACCUGGUACACCCGUACCUCCCGGAGGUCUCAUCGGCGUCAUCGCCAACGAAGAGCGUGCGCGCGCGAUGAGGAGAGGCAGUCCGCACCUGCCCGACGGGCCCAGCUUAAUACCUGGAGCAGCCGGUUUUGACCCCGUCGCCGGCAUUCCGUCUCACUUGAUGUACCAAGCCAGACCCAGCCCGGCGAUGCUCUCGCCUGGCGACCAGGCGCAGAUCCAGAUGACGCACCAGAUGCAGCAGUUCAUGCAGAUGCAAAUGCAGUUCAUGCAAAUGAUGUCGGGCCAGAACGGCAAUCCUCCAGCUAUUGCUGGUGGGCUUCUGACAUCGCCCUCGGCCGGGAACCUGAGCACCACGGGCGGGCUGACCCCCAGUCUGAGUGGCCCUGAGAUGCGUCAUUCAUUCGUCGGCAACGGUUCGAUGCUCGAUUCGCCGUUUGGACGGGGUGAGUCGCAGAUGCGCACCAUGAGCAUGGUCCAACCUAGUUCGGCGUCUUGGAUCCAGCCGACACAGCCUGCUUCGUUUGCGCCUUCGAUCCGCAUGCAGGGCGGGGUUUACGCACCUUCCAUCGCCCCAUCCGAGCGCAGCAACAUCGGUCUUCCGGGUCGAUACCGUCCAGUGUCGCAUGUUCCGCCGGCGCCACCCGCGACGACGAGCAACCUUCGCAAGUCUUCCACCAUGUCUGGAGCAAUUCAGAUAUCAGUAACCAAGGCCGGUAACGCUUCGGAUGACGACGACGAAGGAGGAUGGGAGGCCAUGAAGGCGAAACGGGAAAAGAAAAAGUCGAUGUGGAGGUCCAAGAAGUCUGGGUCCGUCGGCGAUGACAUCGGCGCCAUGAUCAACUAAGGUAAUGUCGAUGAACGCUUGUUGAUAUCGAGUUGGGGAAUAGGUGGAAACGAAUGGACUCUAGGAGACUCGGAUGGUAUUAUUAUUCCUUGGGUACAUGGAGGCGAGGCGCUCGCGUUUGUAUAGUCCCCCAUUCCGCUCUUCGCGUGUCUUGUGCCGCAUGAGGGCGACGGGUUGGGCAGUGCAAAAUUGGAGCU